Messenger RNA from Drosophila subpulchrella, 3167 nucleotides. It is a transcript of the gene PhKgamma, whose product is annotated as phosphorylase b kinase gamma catalytic chain, skeletal muscle/heart isoform. The record is from RefSeq and is a predicted model, not a curated record. The transcript is spliced from 10 exons. Gene Ontology annotation, molecular function: ATP binding; calmodulin binding; phosphorylase kinase activity. The coding region runs from base 373 to 1818 and encodes 481 amino acids. Gene Ontology annotation, cellular component: nucleus; cytoplasm; phosphorylase kinase complex. Gene Ontology annotation, biological process: glycogen biosynthetic process; protein phosphorylation; mitotic DNA damage checkpoint signaling. Lineage: Eukaryota; Metazoa; Arthropoda; Insecta; Diptera; Drosophilidae.
AGCAUCGACUGCAGCACCAGCUCUAGUUUUGUGAUUGUGUUGUGUCAAAAAUACAGGGUUUUAUUGUUGCAUUUGCAAUUUAAUCCGAUAAAUAUUAGGCGUGGAGUUAUGCGCGAGACGUCGUUGCCAGCGACCAGAGAGCCGAGCGGCCACACGUUUGGCAUUCGUUAUUAAUUAAAUCAGCCGCCAACAGCUGAGCGAGCGAAAGAGAGAGGGCGAGGCAGAGAGUUAACCGAACCGAUACAGGCCACUUCCACUUCCAACCGAAUCGGAAUCGGAAUCGCAGCAGCGCAGUCGGCAGAGGCAGCGCAGUCAGCAGAGGCUUGAUUCCUCCCUGCCGAUUCGGCAGCCGGCAAGAUUUCACUGGAUCUAAUGGCUAAGGACGAGGAGGAUGAUCUGCUGCCCGACAAGGAUGCGGCCAAGGGCUUUUAUGCCAAGUACGAGCCCAAGGAGAUUCUGGGCAGGGGCAUCAGUUCGACCGUGAGGCGAUGCAUCGAGAAGGAGACGGGCAAGGAGUUCGCCGCCAAGAUCAUCGACCUGGGCGCCACCACAGAGGCGGGCGAGACGAAUCCAUAUCACAUGCUAGAGGCAACCAGACAAGAAAUCUCAAUACUGCGCCAGGUCAUGGGGCAUCCCUACAUAAUUGAUCUGCAGGAUGUGUUUGAGUCAGAUGCAUUUGUUUUCCUCGUAUUCGAGCUGUGUCCCAAGGGCGAGCUCUUCGACUAUCUGACCUCUGUGGUGACGCUCUCCGAGAAGAAGACGCGCACCAUUAUGCGACAGAUCUUCGAGGGCGUCGAGUACAUACACGCCAAGAACAUUGUCCAUCGCGACCUCAAGCCCGAGAACAUCUUGCUGGACGAGAACCACAACGUGAAGAUCACGGACUUUGGCUUUGCCAGGCAGCUGCAGGAGGGCGAGAAACUUACAGAUCUGUGUGGAACGCCGGGUUAUUUGGCGCCGGAAACGCUUAAGUGCAACAUGUUCGAAGGAUCGCCCGGCUAUUCGCAGGAAGUCGACAUAUGGGCCUGUGGCGUGAUUAUGUUCACGCUGCUCGUCGGUUGUCCACCUUUCUGGCACCGCAAGCAGAUGGUCAUGCUGCGGAAUAUCAUGGAGGGCAAAUACAGCUUCACCUCGCCCGAGUGGGCCGAUAUUUCAGAGGAUCCCAAGGAUCUGAUACGCAAAUGUCUAGUCGUUGAUCCUGCGCAACGUAUCACCGUCAAGGAAGUAUUAAGACAUCCAUUCUUCAACCAAAUGGUGUUAAUGGGUGAUCGCCGGCAUCCGGCACCGACCAUCCCGGCCGCCCACUCAAGCGGCAGGUUCCUCUUUGGCAACGAGGCGUCAUCGUACCGCUUUGGGCAGCUGAACAGCAGCAAUGGCGCUGGCUAUCUGUACUGUGCGCCACAGAGCUCCUACUCGUCGAAUCGAAUGCGCGACGGGCCGCUGGAUGAUGCGGCUGCCUCCUGCCAUGCCAUGUCAUCCACCUCCGCCUGCUCCUCCUCCGCCGCCGCCGCCGCGGCCCUGGCGUCCUCCUCCCUGGCAUCCGCCUCCUCCCACAAAACGCUUACGGCAACGGUCUACUAUCAGCAGCAGCCGCAGCAGCACCAGUCGCAUCAGUCACAGCAGCAGCAGCAGCAACAGUCGCAGUAUCAGCAACAGCAACAGACGACGCAACUGCCGGUGCAACUGCAGUUGCAUCCACAGUUGCAGCCAGGUGGCGAUGGCAAGCAAUCGGUGUACACACCUCCUCCAGUGCAGCUGACACUUAGUCAUAUCGUAGCGAGUAAACACUAUGUUUGUAUUAUAUGCACCUUUCUCUAGUACAUAUCUCUCGGGUGAACUGGAUGAUAUUUACAAGAACUGUAUGUAGUUGACUUGCUUCUGCCGUAAACACCUCUGUGUGGCCAUAGCCUGUAGUAUAUAGAUGUAGUCGUGAUCGGUGGAUCGUCUGUCACUAAUAAUCCCAACCAAAAACCGCCUCGUAGUGUCUCCCAUUUGUCUCUGUGUCUUGUGGAGGAAGCCAGGAUAGUAGAAUAAGCUAACUUGCAUGAUGGUCCUAAUAAUGACUAACCCUACGCGCACCCAUAGUGUAAAAGGCGUACUGUGCUUCUAACUCAGUAAGGAAAAGCUAUUGCCAAUUAACCAUUAAGUCUAAAUUUUUAAUGAAAAAUAUCAUAUCUAAGCUUAGCCUUUCAAUUGGAUAGUACAAGUUAAUUGUUGAAAAAGCUUGAAAACACAAAUUGCUGACAAGAACGAACACUUUUUCAAUGGCUAACUGGGAUUUAAUAUUUUUUUGGGUGCCUAUAUACUGCCCAUUUAUAAUCGUAUAUAUUAUAAAACAACGCCAAAAUCGAUUCACUGACGGAUUAUUUUGUUUAAUUUCUCCUCUGUUGAUGAUGUUAUACACGUUUUGUUUGUGUGUCAUGUUCUCUAUAUUGUCAGAGUCUCAACGCCCUUAUAAGAUGUGUGUCUAUAAGUCGGUGUUGUGGAGACUCCCUUGUGAGUAAACCAAGUCAAACUGAGAUAGAUUUGCAUACAGUAUUAUAUCCAUACAACCACGCCCACUCCGCAUACCUAAAAUACUCGUCAAUGUGUAUCUGUUUAUCUGCAUAAUGCCAUUCAUACAUAUGUAUUAUAUAAUAUAAAUCGUGCCAGUUCGAUGGUAAUCCGUAAAUAGCGUCUAUGUUGUGGUUCACUCGAAACUGUAUCUCUGACUGUAAUUACUCCUCUAACCCCCUAACCCCAACCUCUGACCUUUCUGCUUUCGGAUAUGGCUUUCUUGUCUUCUGUUAAUGCGUCUGCUUGGCCCAUCACCACUGACCAUUUGCCCAAAAAACAAAAGAAGUAAACUAAUGCUAUCCAUCCAAAACACUGACCCAUGAGUUAUAUUCUUGACUAACCAUAAAAUAACACCCAAAACUAACUAAAACUGGGCACUCGAAACAUAUCGCUGUCCCCGAUCUGUGUUGUACUUUCUUUUUUUUCUGUCCGAAGGAGUAACCAUUAACCAUUAACUUUUAAACCACCAACUGCUAACACCGAAACGAAUUAACCCCCCAAAAUUAACCCAUGGCGUGUGCACUUCUAACCAAACACGAAGCCAAUCAAAAAAGUGAUCGAUCCGCAAUGCGCGAGUUGAUGCACCGAAUAUCCAGAGGUCCUAAUCCGCA